GGAAGUUGCACACAUGAAUGUAUGUCCGGGUAGAUAGCCGUGGCCGAGAAGCUGUUGGUUCCGACAUGCGAAAGCUAACAAGCUAGGGACAACAUUUGGCGGCACAUUAGUACAAUGCUCUAAGUUAUUUUAGUGCACAUUAAACAGUGAGUAGCUUAAACGCGAUAUUAAAUAAUGUCUAUUUUUAAUUAAUACUAUUUUUUAUGAAUUAUGAGUCAUCUACAGAAGAACAGCUUGGCAAGUUUCAAACCAGCAGCGUCAGCCUGCUUGAUUGGUAGCAUGGGCCACCCAGGCACACAAUGAAAGGAGGAAGUCCUCUUGGUCAUCGCCGUCAUGGAUCACGAGCAACGUGUGGAGCACUUCAGCGACAGCGAGGACUUAUUCGGGGACUAUGACAGUCUUCUGGAGGACACGUCCCUGCUGGCCAAACUGGAGCAAGUGGAGCGUGACGAAAGUGACAAGAUGGCGGCUGUGCCACCCGCAAAGGACAAGGACCUCCUCACUGACUCCAUCUUGGACGCUGUUGACGAGGAUUCCCUCCAGGAGUUUUUGCCGUCCAGCCAGCAGGAGUUUGUCCAACAACAAGCCAAGAGGAGCAAAGUACAGGGCGGCCAUGCUAGUAGCAUUUUGCAGAGAGGAGGGCCAGAGUACGGGAAGAGGAGGAGUGUGAGCGAGCGCCUGAAGAGGACCAUGCAGUGCAACGCCGCCACGGCCUCCAGCCUUUCCCGCUCUUUGGCGCUGAAGGAAGCGGUGCUUAGCGAUGAGAUCAGCGAUGCCGUGCAGGCCAUGGAGGUUGUCUCCGCCCACACCACUGAUCUGGGACCUUUUUUUGGACUCCCCAGCAAAGUCAAAACACUCCUCUCCGAACUGAGGGGAAUCAGCAGCCUCUAUGCGUGGCAGGAGACGUGCUUGAGGUUGGAGUGCGUGCAGCAGAGGAGGAACCUGAUCUACACGCUUCCCACCAGCGGAGGCAAGACGCUGGUGGCGGAGCUCCUCAUCCUCAGAGAGGUGGUGUGCAGGAAGAAGGACUGCAUGUUCAUCCUGCCUUACGUCUCUCUGGUCCAAGAGAAGGUCCGCGGUCUGGCCGCCUUUGGUCUGGAGCUGGACUUUCUGGUGGAGGAGUACGCCGGCAGUAAGGGCAAGUUCCCGCCUGUCAAGAGGAGAGGAGGUCAAAGGUCCCUCUACAUCGCAACCAUCGAGAAGGCUCACAGUCUGGUCAACUCGCUCGUGGAAAGCGGCCGCCUGGAUGAUGUGGGCCUGCUGGUGGUGGAUGAGCUUCACAUGCUGGGAGAUGGCAGCAGAGGAGCGCUCCUGGAGAUCACCCUGGCUAAAGUCUCCUACCUCAGCAGCCACACCCAGAUCAUCGGCAUGAGCGCCACCUUGGGGAACAUCGGCGACCUGCAAACUUUUCUCAACGCUGAAAACUACAAUAACGACUUCAGACCUGUCCAGCUGAGGGAGUAUGUGAAAGUGGGAGAUGGUAUCUAUGAGGUGGAACCCAAAGAGGAUGAUUGCUUCCGGUUGCGUCGUCGUGUGGAGGUCAAGUACUCCAGUGCCAUGCAGAAGGUGGACCCAGACCACAUCGUGGCCCUGGUGACGGAGGUGAUCCCACGCCAUUCCUGCCUGAUCUUCUGUCCCACCAAGAAGAACUGUGAGAACGUCGCCGUCAUGAUCUGCAAGUACCUGAGAGAGGACUUCCUCCGACAGCGGCAGGCCGAGAAGGAGGCGCUGCUACAAGAGCUGAAAGACGGUGGGAACGGUUCCGUCUGUCCAGUUCUGAGGAGGACGGUUCCGUACGGCGUGGCGUACCAUCACAGCGGACUGACCGGCGAGGAGAGGAAGCUAGUGGAGAACGCCUACUCCGACGGCAUCCUUUGCCUGCUCGCAUGCACCUCCACUUUGGCGGCCGGAAUCAACCUGCCGGCCCGCAGGGUGAUCCUGCGCUCGCCGUACGUGGCGGGGGACCUGAUGAAGACCAGUCAGUACAAGCAGAUGGCGGGACGCGCCGGCCGAGCGGGUCUGGACAACGAGGGCGAGAGCAUCCUCAUCGUGCAGGACAAGGAGCGCUUGAAGGCCAAGGCCUUGGUGUGUGCCCCCAUGGAGAAAUGUUACAGCUGCCUGCUGGACAACGACGGAAAAAGUCUCCUCAAUCUCAUCCUGUCACUCGUGGGCCUAAAGGUGAGCACGUCCGUGGAAAAGCUGCAUGACUUCCUGCGAGGGACGCUGCUGUUUGUCCAACAGGAGCAGUUGUGCAGACAGUCCAGCCUGAACGCCGUCCUCCAUCAGGGUGUCCAGCUCCUUGAGGUCAAAGGUCUCCUCCACACGCAAGGCGACGUCUUGCACGUAACGCGUUUGGGGAGGGCCACCUUUAAAGGUUCCGUGGACCUGAGCCACAGCCAGGUUCUCUACCAGGACCUGAGCACCGGUCUGGAAGGUCUGCUCCUCAGCAGCUACCUGCACCUGCUCUACUUGGUCACACCCUACGACAUGGCGCUGCAGUGCACGCCCGACUGGAUGACCUUCUACGCUCAGAUGGCGUUGUUGUCGGCCGCUGAACAGAGCAUGUGCGCGCUCAUCGGCGUUCCUGAGAGUCUGGUGGCCAGGAAAGCUGCAGGCCAGGCGCUGAAAAAGAGUGCCAACAUGGCGCCGGUGAAGCGCAUGUACCUGGCGAUGGUGCUGAUGGCGCUGCUGAAGGAGAACAACCUGUGGGCCGUGGCGCAAAAGUUCCAGCUGAGUCGCGGCUUCGUCCAAUCGCUGCUCACUUCCGCUGCUGCCUUCUGCUCGUGUGUCUUCCACUUCACUCAGGAGCUGGAUGAGAUGUGGCCCUUCUGGUCCUUGUUGGAGGCACUAACCCGUCGUCUGAGCUACUGCGUGAAGGCGGAGCUUAUCCCUCUGAUGGAGGUGGCGGGAGUCAUGGAGCCACGCGCCAGGCAGCUGCACGCCGCCGGCUACAAGACGCUAACCCACCUGGCCAACGCCGACCCCGCCCUCCUGGUCAGGACCAUCUCCCACUUGAACAGGAAGCAAGCCAAUCAGAUGGUAGCCUCGGCCAAAAUGCUGCUCAACGAGAAGGCUGCGGCGCUGCAACAGGAAGUGGACGAGCUCCUCACGGCACCAGCUGACCUGCCGCCGCCUCCUGCUGACUGAGACUUGACCUGUCAUCAUGGCAACCCCCCCCCCCCAUUCCAUUCCUACCCAAUAAACAC
Doryrhamphus excisus (bluestripe pipefish) is the source of this 3206-nucleotide messenger RNA. The record is from RefSeq and is a predicted model, not a curated record. Lineage: Eukaryota; Metazoa; Chordata; Actinopteri; Syngnathiformes; Syngnathidae.